GCUGCACUCCUUGAAAAACGCUUUAAUUGAAUUAAAAAUCUUACGAAAAUGUCUGGAACGUCCAAUCAAUGGGAAGUCGUGUCUAAAUCGCGCAAACAAAAGAAUUUAGAGAAGAAAGUUACCGCUCACACUGAGCAAAAACGAAUUGCCGCCCAGCUUCCGAAGCUGGAAGAACUUUUGCCAACGCAGCAGUAUCGCAAUUUAUUUGCCAAUAACAAUAUAAACAACAGCAACACAAAUAACAAAUCUGAUUCACCAGCUAAAUCCACGUCGAGCGCUGCAUCGGCUUCCUCCAAAAGCAAAUCGCCACGCAAAACAAAUGCAACUGCGGCGAAAUCAAGUGCAACCGAUGUGGCAAAAAAGCCGCCGAAACAGGCGGCAAAGGCGAGAACCUUAGAGCAGGCAAUGAAGCAAAUAACGCCUGACGAUUUCGCCGCACAGUUGGAACAGGUGAAAAUCAGCUGUCCGGGCUCGCAGCUGCGUUGGCUGAGCAAUAUUUCCAGCUAUUUGAAUAGCCGUCUCGCAUUUGAUUGUGAUCCCACGUUUUCCGGCCGCAGUGCCCAAUAUCCUAGCAACUUAGCCAGCGCUGCCUUAAAGCAAUCCAUUCUGGAUUUUCUACGCAGUGUGGGCGAAACGAAUCUGGAGUAUUUCUUCUACUCGCUGCUGGAUAGCAUGGCCACAGAACUGAACAGUGGGCAGAAUGUCGCUGGCUAUAAGUUCGUGUUGCAAUUAAUCGGACAGAAUUGGCCAGCCAUUUGCUCGCAUAAUAUGGCCAAGACGGCGCUACUGCGUAACUCUUACCAGAAUCGAAGCAAUAUCUGUUUGAGCAUCCUCUGGGCUAUCGGCCAAGGGGGUCAUCAGAAUCUGACAGAGGGCGUUAAGGUGUGGCAGAAUCUGAUGCUGCCCAAUCUGGAGCUGAAGAGCUUGUCUAAAUUUGUCGUGGAGCAUAUUGAGCGUGUUCUCAAUGCAGCUGCAGCUCGCAAAGGUGAAACGUUGCUUAUUAAUCAACAGGAGUUUUUCGACUGCUACAAUGCACUGAAUGGGAAUUACAACAACUUUAGCAAGGAGCAACAGGCGAGUCUCAAACGAACCGCCAAACAACUGUUGCAACUGUACAUUGCCAGCCCUGUGAAGCAGGCAAAUAUUUUCCUCACACUCUUACGCCUGAUUAAUUCAAGUAAUCAACGCAUAGAGAUCGAGGGCUGCAUUAGCUGUCUGCUGAGCAGUGGAGCGGAUGAUUGUUUCAAAGUGUGGCGCAUGAACUACAAAAAACAACAAAUUCCCAGUUGUAUACUAUUGAUGGCUAUAGUUAACGAUUGGGAAGGCCCCGCCAAGGCUCUGGCACAGUCGCCCGCGUUCCUUUCUUUUCUGCAGAGUGUCAAACAUUUAAAUAUUGAGUUGCAAUCAAACAAACGCAAAGAUAUAUGCGUUGAUGAUUUAGAAGCAAUUUUAAAGACCGUUCAGGAGAAGACCAGUGCACAACAGAAAAAGAACAAACAGAACGCUGCGUCGCAGAAAAAGAAAUGCGGCUGCUGUAAAUGGACGCUGGGCAGCAUCUUUAUCAUUGCCCUAAUAGCGGGUGCCCUCUGCUACGAUACGGAGGUGAAUGGCAAAGGUGUCUUUGAGAACUCUGCCACCGGCAAGGUGCUGAAGAAUGCCGGCGUUCUGCCACAAGUGCAGCGCGGCUGGUAUGUGACAAUGGGAGCCGGCGCACGCGGCUACAAAUGGGCCGAACAGCAUAUUCCGCCGUAUGCCCAGCCGGCGAUCAAGACGGGCAUUGAUGUGUGGAAGAUCGCACGGAAUGCCUGCUGCAGUGCCUAUACGAAUGGCCUCAACUACUGGCGCUCCCAGUGGCCGGCGGUGGCCAAGUUUAUUGAUCAAUAUCUGCCCAAUUUCUCGCAUAAAUUGGAGGCCUUCGCCGCGGGCGCCAAGGAUCUGGCCGUCAACAGCUACGACAAAUCUGCCACCCUAAUCAAGGAGAAGGUGCUGGUUGGUCGCUUCUCACCGGAGAACAUUAAUCAGGCGUUGAACCAGACUCGAAAUGCGGCGCUCGAGUAUUACAAUCAGUUCCACAAAAAGGUCGAUGCAUAUGCCAAGCUCAAAUGAUUCUAAGCGUCUGGAACGCUUAGCAAUACACUGCAACAACAACAGCAACAGCAAAAACAACAACAACAACAACAACAACAACAGCAGCAGCAUGCACAACAACACAUCAUAGUCAAGAAAACAAGCAAAAGAAAAAACAAAAAACAAAAACAAUUUAUAGUAAAAGCCACUUUAAUGCAAACACCUUUCGGUAUA
This is a messenger RNA of Drosophila arizonae, 2301 nucleotides long. It is a transcript of the gene Tmem214, whose product is annotated as Transmembrane protein 214. The record is from RefSeq and is a predicted model, not a curated record. NCBI's taxonomy places the organism in Eukaryota, Metazoa, Arthropoda, Insecta, Diptera, Drosophilidae. Gene Ontology annotation, cellular component: endoplasmic reticulum; Golgi apparatus.